CUCCCUACCAUUCAUUCACAACCAAACAAAUGCCUUAUCUCACUCCACUUCUCUUCUCAUUUUUCCUCUUCACAUCUACAUUUCUCUCCCCAACUUCUGCUGCAUGCCACGUGGACGAUGAAAGCGGGCUCUUAUCUUUCAAGUCGGGCAUAACAUCCGACCCGUCGGGUCUUCUCACUUCAUGGAAAAAAGGUACCGAUUGCUGCACUUCAUGGAAUGGUGUGUCUUGUGAUCAAGUCAACCGGGUCAAUAGUUUAUCGAUUUACGGAGAUCUCGCAAACUCAACGAAGUAUUUAUCCGGUACCAUUUCUCCCAAACUCCGUAAACUCAAAAAUUUAUCCGCAUUUUCUCUAGUGGAUACCCGAAAUAUAUCGGGUCCUCUCCCGGGUUUUUUGUUUCGGAUACCCAAUAUCCAAAUCAUUUAUAUCCAAAAUAAUAAACUUUCCGGUCAUAUCACGAAAUGGAUCGGAAAUUUGACCCAACUCGUUGCACUCGGAUUGAACGGCAACCAAUUUACAGGAAAUAUUCCAGUUUCACUCUCCAAGUUGACCGAGUUGAGCCAGCUUUUCCUUCAACAAAACCAAUUUUCCGGCAAAAUACCCGAAAUUUUUACUUCUCUGACGAAAAUCAGCUCUUUAAAUUUCUCUUACAACAAAUUUUCGGGUAACAUUCCGCAAACAUUAGCGCACUUGGCACCACAAGUAAGGUAUCUAGACUUGAGUCACAACCUGUUGACCGGUCAAAUACCUAGCUUUUUCGGAAAUUUUAAACCUCUCGACACGCUCACACUCUCGCACAACGGUCUCUCGGGAACGGUGCCAAAAACUUUCGCGAAUCUCACAAAAAUAUUUAAUCUCGACCUCUCGUACAAUCAGCUCGUUGAUCCAUUUCCGGAACUUAAAGUGAUCGGAAUCGACACGAUAGAUCUCUCGUACAAUCGAUUCAAUCUCGUUCAAAUUCCUAGCUGGAUCACUUCGUCCCCAAUUAUAUCAUCCCUCAAGUUAGCGAAAUGCGGAUUAAAAUUCAAGUUACAGGAUUGGAAACCGAAGACAGUGUAUUAUUACGAUUACAUCGAUUUAUCAGAUAAUUUAAUUUCCGGCAGUGCAGUGAAGUUAGUAAAUUCCACCGAGUAUUUGAAGUCAUUUGCGGCAUCUAACAAUCAACUGAAAUUCGAUUUCGGGACUUUAAAAAUCCCGAAAACGCUGAAAUCGCUUGAUUUGUCGAAGAAUUUAUUGUUCGGGAAGGUUCCGAAGGAGAUAUCGGGGUUGGAGAAGCUGAAUGUGAGUGUGAAUCAUCUGUGUGGAGCUAUUCCGGCGAAUAAGUUUCCGGCGGCGGCGUUUAAGGAUAACGAUUGUUUGUGUGGAUCUCCUUUACCGCCGUGUAAGAAAGUGUAGCAUUGAUUAUGCGUUGCAUGAGUGUUUGUUAUGAAUGGAUCACUUUUUCACGUGACUGAUAGUAAUGAGAUAAGAUUUGAAUUAUGUGACUACCCGAUCUUGAAGUUAAUAAUGGUGGUGUUUGGCCACGGCUUUUAAGCCGACUUCUGGGUUUAUAAGUUAGAAACACUUAUUUCGUGCUGUUUGUGUAAUAAGUUAAGAAGCAUUUAUAAGAAGCUGAGAAUGCUAGCUUUUGUUCA
This is a messenger RNA of Daucus carota subsp. sativus, 1633 nucleotides long. RefSeq names its product receptor-like protein 30. The record is from RefSeq and is a predicted model, not a curated record. Bases 30 to 1394 code for a protein of 454 amino acids. Lineage: Eukaryota; Viridiplantae; Streptophyta; Magnoliopsida; Apiales; Apiaceae. Gene Ontology annotation, molecular function: protein binding. The transcript has a single exon.